Cladophialophora immunda is the source of this 2475-nucleotide messenger RNA. RefSeq lists its product as uncharacterized. Gene Ontology annotation, cellular component: membrane. The record is from RefSeq and is a predicted model, not a curated record. Gene Ontology annotation, molecular function: zinc ion binding; DNA-binding transcription factor activity, RNA polymerase II-specific. Gene Ontology annotation, biological process: regulation of DNA-templated transcription. The transcript has 5 exons. Lineage: Eukaryota; Fungi; Ascomycota; Eurotiomycetes; Chaetothyriales; Herpotrichiellaceae. Bases 1 to 2475 code for a protein of 824 amino acids.
AUGGCAAACGACAAGGUUGGGUACUACAACUACAACCCUUCUGUGGCAGCAGCGGCGAUCUUUGUCAUUGUCUUUGCCGCCCUCUCGAGCAUCCACGUCUUCCGCCUCGUAACUAAUCGAACUUGGUUCUGUCUUCCGUUUCUGGUGGGAGGUCUCUUCGAGGUUAUUGGAUAUGCGGCACGACUAGUCGGACACUAUAACCCAGACUCCCUACCUCCUUACGUCGUCCAGGCCCUUCUGAUACUCCUUGCUCCGAUCCUGUUCGCAGCCUCGAUCUACAUGAUCCUCGGCCGAAUUAUUCGCACCACUGGUGCCCAGGCUUAUUCGCUUGUUCGUGUCACAUGGAUGACGAAGAUCUUUGUGGGCGGCGAUGUCUUGUGCUUCUUGAUCCAAGCCUUGGGCGGUGCCAUGUUAGCGAACGCUGAUACUCCGAGUCAAGUCUCGAGAGGUCAGCAUAUCAUUUUGGCCGGGUUGAUCCUCCAAAUCCUGAUAUUCGCAUUCUUCCUCACGGUGGCGGGAGUGUUUCAACAACGACUUCGGCGCAAGCCAACUGAAAGCUCGUGCAGCGGAGCCGCGAUCGGGUGGCAAGGGUUGAUGGUCAUGUUGUACACCGUCAGUAUCUUCAUUACGGUCCGCAAUGUGUUCCGUGUCAUCGAGUACGCCGCUGGUGAUGACGGGUACCUUCUCCAGAAUGAAUGGCCAAUCUACGUCUUUGAUGCAUUCCUGAUGUCAAUCGUCCUUCUCAUCUGUAUCAAGUGGUACGAUCGCCGCAUUAGCUCACGGUUCGAAACUAUCAAUCUGGAAAGAGUUAACAAACAUUGUCAAACCUUGGUCAUGGUGUAUAAAGGUCCUAGCAAAGGGUGCUACAAGUGUCGGCAACGCCGAGUCAAGUGUGAUGAGCAACAGCCCCAAUGCGGCAAUUGUAUCAAACGAAAGCAGCAAUGCCCCGGCUAUCGUGACAGGUUCGAUGCUUUCCAUAAGGACGAAACUUUGAUGGUCUCCCACAAGCAUGGCUCGAAACGACCAAGACAGUGGGACGAAGUGAGUGACGUCGGUUGCAAGGCACCCACGGCCAGACCGACAACGCGUCCACCAUUGCCACGGCCCAAGAAAGCGAAGGAUGGCUGUCCUGACCUCUCCAUCCUGAUCCAGCCUUCUCCCAAUACCGAGACGGAAUGUCUUUGUUACUUCUUCAACAACUAUGUCACAUUACCUCGCGAUCCCAGUACCAACAUCUUUAUCGAACAUAUUUUGCCCGUCUACCUUAUGGCCGCACCGGGUUCCGCGCUGGGGGAAGCCGUCACUGCCGUCGCUAUCAACGUGACGCAGACGUGUAUGAUCGGGUACUGCGACUUUCAUCUAUCUCGUGAAGCCUAUGGACGCGCGGUGACUCUGCUCAAGGCCUUGCUGCGAGAUCCCGUUGAAAGCAAAAAGGAUGAGACUCUGGCAACAGUGUUCAUCCUCGAUUUCUGCGACUCUCUCAACCAGCGAGAUGUGCAUUUCACCGACUCGGGUACACAUCAGCAAGGAGCCAUCGCGCUAUUAAAGCACCGAGGGGCGGAUAACUUUAAAAGUCCCAUCGCUCAGCGCCUGUUCAACGCCAUGAGGAGUCGACACAUCAGCUACUCUUUACAGUCGGGCAAAAAGGUCGAUUUGGACCCGGCUCUCCUCGAGGACGACACCGCCAUCCUACCUUCGGCCAAACUCGACCUGAUCAAUGUCGAGCUGGCCGACCUCCACGUCCUCGCGCGUGAAGGACCUGAAGCGCGACAUCAAUCGCCGGCAGCCUUCUACCAGGAGGUAUUGGAGAAAGCACUCGUCCUUGAGAAUAAAUUGCAGACGUGGAGAACAUCUUUGCCCGAAUCAUGGCAGCCCGUGGCUGUUCCCGUAUCAGAGCUGCACCACUCCAUCCUUGAUGCCGGUGUAUACGAGAACAUGUGCGAUGUCUACUCCUCUCUUGCGGUCUCUCACGUGAACAACAGCCAGCGGAUUUCUCAUGUUAGCGCCCUUCGGCUCAUCGAGCUCUGUUCACAGAGCCUGAGGGAUCUGCGAGAGCCCUUCGACCCGAGCAUUGAGCGCAACGUCGGGGUACGGACGCAAGAGAUUGUCGAUCGAUUCUGUGCAUCAAUUCCAUACCACCUGGGGAAUCGAACAACACCUACUUACCCGCACGAGCAUCGAGAAUAUCCGCAUGUCCCACUCUCGCUCCGUAGGCUGGCCAAGUAUGUCGAUGCCUUUGGCGCUGAAGUCGGAAUGACCAUGGAGGACCAUAUCCGCGGGGCGGCCGCCAUUGGCCGCUGGUUGACACCACUCGCGGGUUUUCAGGAACCUCCGGCUUUGCGGUCUUCCAGUGUGAGACCUCGCUCCUUGACGGCCAUGCUACGAAAGGGGCAGCUACAGUGGAUCCGUGUCCAGAUGGCGCGAAUACAGAGGACGUACUACUUCUCACAAAAUCACAGGGCCGGUGAAUUGUGA